This is a messenger RNA of Xylona heveae TC161, 519 nucleotides long. RefSeq lists its product as hypothetical. Bases 257 to 409 code for a protein of 50 amino acids. The record is from RefSeq and is a predicted model, not a curated record. Lineage: Eukaryota; Fungi; Ascomycota; Xylonomycetes; Xylonales; Xylonaceae. The transcript has a single exon.
AGAAUGCUUUCUGGCGCGUUAGCCCAUUUGGUCCCUACGGACAGUUAGACAGCCCGUGCGGCAACGCAUUGGGACUACACCGGUAUUUUAUUUGCACCAUUCCCCGGUUGUGAUUAAUUUACAACCUCCUGCUUAGAAAUCGACUGCCUUUACAGGGGACUGUAUUUGAAACCCUGCGCUUAGAAGCUAAAGACACGCAACAAGGGAGAAUUGUGGGCUCAGGACGCGCAGGAGGAGACGCAAUGCGAGGACUAGUAUGUUAGCAGUCGAUAUGUCAGCAAUCAAUGUUUGUUUUUGGAAGCCUUGUCUGCUCCACAAUGUGUAUUGUGCUUUGAUUAUUGUGAUUGCGUUAUUCCAUCUGUCCCUCCACCAAGGCACGUCAAGCACACAAGGAGCAAAAUGGAUUUGAAAUCAACAGCCACAACACCAAAGACAAGGUGUCCACGUCCUUCUUCCAUGUCCUUCGAUCCCUCUUGUCUUGUUGUUUUUUGUCUAUUUAAACAGCGUCAGGUCUGGAGU